Molecule: messenger RNA, 555 nt
Organism: Pygoscelis adeliae (Adelie penguin)
Lineage: Eukaryota; Metazoa; Chordata; Aves; Sphenisciformes; Spheniscidae
Product: mucin-6-like
Exons: 3
Coding region: 1-555 (184 amino acids)
Source: RefSeq, a predicted model, not a curated record
AUGAGGACGGACGCAAGUUCGUCUACUUCAAGGCACUGGGGCCCUACCACAAGUCACGCUCGUCCUCCUGGAGCAAGAAGCGGGCGGAGAGCAGCGACGAGGAGAACCUGCCCCGCAUGUAUGAGACUGGCACAGAGUUCUGCCCCUACGCCAGCUUCGUCAAGUACCUCUCCAAGCGCAACCCCCUCUGCAAGGCCUUCUUCCAGCGCCCGCGGGACCACUGCAGUGAGGGUGACAUCACCUGGUACGAGAAUAAGGCCAUCGGCAAGAACCUCCUGGGCACUCGCAUGCAGAUGCUCUCCAAGGCAGCCAAACUUUCCAAGACCUACACCAACCACUGCAUCGGCACCCAACGAGCCCGGACGCAAGUUAUCCAACUUCUUCACCCCCCAAGUUCCUCAGCCCCCACCACCAGUCCGGUGGCCACUCACUGCGUGCCUGCGGGUUGGAUUAAUAACAGGGAUCGCAGCCGUCAGCCGGAGAGCUCGGCGAGCACAGGUAUAUGACAUGCCUGAGCUGUUUCCCAAGUGGAAAUACCAGUUCUGGACAGACUGA